GUCUCCUCUCGUCAUUGAUCCUGAGUGCCUGAAGAACCUCACGAAAAGACAACAAUAAUCCCAGCUCAUUAGGUGGGUAAAGUAAAGGGUGAAUAUAACAAGGACAUCAGUGAAACAUCACAGCAUCUGCUCUUCACUAGAUCUACUGGAUCAUCAGUGAUUCGACUGAAUCAAAAUGCUGCUGAUGAUUGAAGCUCUUCUUCUCAUUUCAGCCGCUCUACAGGAUCGAGCAGCUGUCGCUGAUGGAAAGACACUUCCAUUGGAUAUGGCUCUGAAUUCUGUUGAUGACCUUUACGUCGGUUGCAAAAAGAACAUGGCCUAUCGGGUGGAGACAGAACUGCUAAAGAAUGAACUCAGUAACUCAGAUUUCAAAGAGGCUUGGCAGAAAGCUGAAGAGGAUCAUAAGCCUCCAGAAGAUAACUUGAAAGAGAUUCAUUCAGUUGCCAUUUAUGCAUACUCAGAUAUUGAUCUGCAUGAUAUUUUUAAUAAAGCUGUUCGUAGUGGUAAAGAAAAAUACAAAAACAAGACAUAUUCAUGGUAUUCACUUCAGUUUUUGCUAACAGAAGCGAUACAGAUUCUGAAGGAAACACAAAAUGGAUGCAAGUCAACUUAUCGAGGAACACGCAAUACAUUUGAUCAGAAUGUUCUAAACAAUCAGGUUCGUUUUGGUCAGUUUGCAUCCUCCUCUUUUGAUCAGACACAGGCAGAGGAAUUUGGAACGAAGUCUUGUUUUGAAAUCACAACUUGUGAAGGUGCUAAUGUGACAAAAUAUUCUGCUUUACCUAUUGAGAAAGAGGUGCUAAUUCCUCCAUAUGAGGUGUUUAAUGUUACUGAAGUCAAGACAAGAAAUGUUCAGGAAGAUCUCUGGUGUGAAACUGUGUUUGUGUUGGAAAGUACUGGAGUAAAAAGUGAUCUGAACUGUGAUCUGUUCAAGAAACCAGUCAAGUCUAUAACAAACAGAUCAAGGAGCUAUUACUUCAGACGCCUUCAAAAUCGAUCACAUUUAAAAUUUAGAUCACAUUUAAGGCGUAGAGUUAAAUUGCUCUCCCCUAUAGAAUGAUUUUAUGGGGACCCUUUGACCUUGGCAUUGCAAUUCUGUCCUUCUUUUUGAACUGAUGCAAUAGUUUAAAAUGUAUCUGGCGUGCUGAUUUACAUGAUCACAUGAGUUGCAAUAGUUCCACAUGAAUCAAUUUACUAAAUGAUUUAGCAUUCCUUGUCAGAAAAUAUGAUUUGUUGUAUAAUUUUCAAGUGAAGAAUUUAAAGAUCAAAUUUUUUUGUCAGCAGCCUGCGUGCAGCUUCAAGAAAGCAAACAUACAUCUGUGUUGCACUUCAC
Molecule: messenger RNA, 1333 nt
Organism: Labeo rohita (rohu)
Lineage: Eukaryota; Metazoa; Chordata; Actinopteri; Cypriniformes; Cyprinidae
Product: NAD(P)(+)--arginine ADP-ribosyltransferase 2
Exons: 3
Coding region: 176-1060 (294 amino acids)
Molecular function (GO): NAD+-protein-arginine ADP-ribosyltransferase activity; NAD+ poly-ADP-ribosyltransferase activity
Source: RefSeq, a predicted model, not a curated record